AUGAAGCAGCGUUUCUCGUCAUUGGACGUGCAGGUGAUCACCCAGGAACUGGCCGCCGAGCUGGUCAGCCUGCGCGUGUCCAACAUCUACGAUCUGUCAUCGCGCAUCUUCCUUUUCAAACUCGCAAAACCCGACCACCGCCGACAGCUGAUAGUCGACUCCGGCUUCCGCACCCAUGUCACGCAGUACUCCCGCACCGCCGCGACCGCCCCCUCGCUCUUCGUGACCCGCAUGCGCAAGUUCCUCAAGUCUCGCCGGAUCACAGGCAUCGCGCAGAUUGGAACAGACCGGAUCAUCGAUUUCUCCUUCAGCGAUGGCGCAUACCACAUGUUCCUCGAAUUCUUCGCCGGCGGGAAUAUCAUUCUCACGGACCGGGAAUACACAAUCCUUGCCUUGUUCCGCCAGGUGCCCGCGGGAGAGGGCCAGGAGGAGACCAAGGUUGGGCUGCAAUACACGGUGACCAAUAAGCAGAACUACGGCGGGGUUCCCGAGAUCACUCGCGAGCGGGUGAAGGACACGCUGAACAAGGCGCUGGAACUCUUCGCCCAAGAGGGCAACGCCCCUAAAAAGUCGAAGAAGAAGGCAACAGAGGUGCUGAGAAGAGCAUUGUCGCAAGGUUUCCCGGAAUACCCUCCACUGCUCUUGGAUCAUGCCUUUGCUGUGAAGGAGUUCGAUCCAGCUACCCCGCUGGACCGGGUGCUUGAGGAUGAAGGUCUACUUCGCGGACUAGAAGGAGUCUUGGAAGAAGCGCAGCGCGUCUCUGAGAGCUUCAAUGUCGGCGACAGUCAUCCCGGCUAUAUUGUUGCCAAGGAAGACUCUCGACCCCGUGCAGAGGGAGAGAGCACGUCGCAAACCCCGGGCCUUCUCUAUGAAGACUUCCAUCCCUUCAAGCCGCGGCAGUUCGAACGAAACCCGGACAUUACGAUAUUGGAAUUUGAGCGUUUCAACGCGACCGUCGACGAGUACUUUUCGUCGAUAGAAUCCCAACGGCUAGAGUCGAGACUGACCGAGAAAGAAGAGGCAGCGAAGCGAAAGCUGGAGUCCGUGCGGAAGGAACAUGAAAAGCGGAUCGAUGCGUUGAAAGAUGCUCAGGAGCUCCAUAUUCGCAAGGCGGACGCGAUCCAAGACAAUGUCUAUCGCGUCCAAGAAGCGAUGGACGCUGUCAACGGUCUGAUCGCACAGGGCAUGGAUUGGGGUGAGAUUGCCCGCCUGAUUGAAAUGGAGCAGGGACGAGGCAAUCCAGUUGCACAGAGCAUCAAGCUGCCUCUCAAGCUGUACGAAAACACCGUCACGUUGCUCCUCGGCGAGGUGGGCCAGGAGGAAGAUGAAGAUGACGACGAGCUUGCCUCGAGCGAUGAGUCCGAGUCUGAAUCCGAUGACGAUGAAAGAGAAGAGCAGAGGCGUGAGACUGAGUCUCGGAUGCUAUCGAUCGACAUCGAUCUCGGACUGACUCCAUGGGCAAAUGCAACGCAGUACUACGAGCAGAAGAAGGUGGCCUCGCAAAAGCAGCAGAGGACGGCACAGUCGUCCCAGAAGGCACUCAAGAGUCACGAGAAGAAGGUAACGACGGAUCUCAAGCGGAGCCUGAAGCAGGAGAAACAGGUUCUGCGCCAGGCCAGGACGCCGUUUUGGUUUGAGAAAUUUAUCUUCUUCAUUUCUUCGGAAGGCUAUUUGAUUCUGGGGUUCGUCUAUCUAAACAUUCUGAUUGUGACAUCUGCUAAUUUCUACAGGGGCCGAGACGCCAUGCAGAGUGAGCUGUUGUAUCGGCGCUACUUGAACAAAGGCGACAUUUUUGUGCACGCAGACCUAGCAGGAGCGACCUCUAUGGUUGUCAAGAACAGAUCCCAGAAUGUGGAUGCGCCAAUCCCUCCUAGCACUCUGUCUCAAGCGGGCAAUCUGUGCGUCGCCACCUCGACAGCAUGGGAUUCCAAGGCCGUGAUGUCUGCUUGGUGGGCAUAUGCCCAUCAAGUGUCCAAGACGGCAGCAGCAGGUGGCGGAAUCUUGCCGACAGGCGAAUUCCAGAUCAAGGGCGAGAAGAACUUCUUGGCGCCUUCGCAACUGGUCCUUGGGUUUGCAGUCAUGUUCCAGAUCAGCAAGGAAAGCCUUCGGAAUCAUAAGACACAGCAAUUCGAAACACCUGAUGUCGCAGAGGCGGCAUAUGUGGCUGCGAAAACCAACGAACCUUCGCCUCCCGGACAAGAACCCUCGAAGGAGAUAAACGCUGCAGCCGAUGUGAAUGGACAUGAACAGGAUGAAGAGUACGCGUCCGGCGAAGGCGAAGAUGACGGAAGUGAACAGGCUCGAAAUCCCCUGCAGCGAGGUGAUUCUGAAGUUCUGUCCGCUCCUCGGGAAUCUGAAUCCGAAUCUGAUGAUGAGAGUGGAAAAAAUGAAGAUCAAGAACUGGAUGAGCAGCAAGAGGAAAGAGUCGACCGAGAAGAUGCUGAGGAGGAAGAAACCGCCUCGGUGGCUGAACAAGAUGCCGCAUCUCAACCCAGAGAUCUGAAGGAUCUUUCUGCACGCGAUAGACGCUCUGUACGACAGGGCAAGUCUGUUGACCCACAACCGCCACCACCUCCCCGGACAGCUCCCACCCGAGGCAAGCGAGCGAAGGAGAAGCGCGCUGCUGCCAAGUACGCACACCAAGACGACGAAGAACGUGAUCUGGCACUCCGACUUCUCGGCACGAACAAGGGUAAAGCUGCAAAGGCGGCCCAGGCAGCCGAAGCCAAAGCCCAGCGGGAACGAGAAGUCGAAGCACAGAGACAACGACGUCGGGCCCAGCAUGAGCGUGCUGCGGAAGCCGAGAAAAAGCGUCAGGCUCUCUUUGCUGAGGGAGGCGCGGACGACUACGACGAAGAGACCGCCGCGGCCGAAGCUGCAGAUCUAUCUUGGAUCCCAGCUCUGAUCGGAACACCUACUCCGGACGACGAGAUUGUUGCCGCUAUUCCAGUUUGUGCACCAUGGGCUGCUCUAGGGCGGUACAAGUACAAGGUGAAGCUACAACCUGGCACAGUGAAGAAGGGAAAGGCCGUCAAAGAGAUUAUCGGCCGGUGGGUAUCAGAAACAACCGCUGGCAAAGUCAAGAAGGAGCACGCUGAGGAUGCCGGUGUUCCUCGUGCGGACGCAGAGCGGUUGCGGGCGCGCGAGGGUGAGUUGAUCAAGGGCUGGAAGGACACGGAGGUCAUUAAUACCAUGCCCGUGGGCAAAGUGCGGAUUAUGACACCUGGCGGUGCAGGAGCUGGGGGCGGAGGUGAUAAAGGUAAAGCCAAGGGAGGCGGCAAAGGUGGCGGUGCCAAGGGAGGGAAAGGUGGGAAGAAGAAGUAG
Penicillium lagena is the source of this 3324-nucleotide messenger RNA. RefSeq names its product putative DUF814 domain protein. The transcript is spliced from 3 exons. Lineage: Eukaryota; Fungi; Ascomycota; Eurotiomycetes; Eurotiales; Aspergillaceae. Gene Ontology annotation, biological process: ribosome-associated ubiquitin-dependent protein catabolic process; rescue of stalled cytosolic ribosome. The record is from RefSeq and is a predicted model, not a curated record. The coding region runs from base 1 to 3324 and encodes 1107 amino acids. Gene Ontology annotation, cellular component: RQC complex. Gene Ontology annotation, molecular function: ribosomal large subunit binding; tRNA binding.